CUGAAAAUCCCAGCAGCAAAAAGAGAGAGAAAAGAAGAAGAAGAUCGAAAGUAAAUGGGAAGGAAGCCAUGUUGUGUGAAGGAAGGGCUGAACAGAGGCGCAUGGUCUGCAAGAGAAGAUGAUAUGCUCACCAACUACAUUAAGAUCCAUGGAGCAGGCAAAUGGAGAGAUCUUCCACAAAGAGCUGGGUUGAAGAGAUGUGGAAAGAGUUGCAGGCUUCGAUGGCUGAAUUAUCUCCGGCCAGAUAUCAAGAGAGGAAACUUUUCUGCAGAUGAAGAAGAGCUCAUUAUUAGACUACAUAAGCUGCUGGGGAAUAGGUGGUCCCUGAUCGCUGGAAGAUUACCGGCGCGAACAGACAAUGAAAUAAAAAAUCACUGGAACACCAAUCUGAGCAAGAGUGUACUGUGGCUCCGUGAUCAGCUUAAUAACAAGACUGGACCAAGAGAAGGGCGCAUGAAAAAUUCUGCGGUGGUGGCAGCGGCUGCAGAGGCCACCGUGGAACCGACCAAGGCAAUCCGGACAAAAGCAGUAAGGUGCACCAAGGCCGUUGUCCCAGCAGCAUUGCAGCUAGAGAGAUUAACCCCAAAAUCAGACAUGAGUACAACGGAUCACCAGAGCAUAUCUUCUUCGGCCAUAAUAGAUCAGGACAACUGCAUCGAUUUUCUAAUGGAUUUGGAUAUCAGCGAAUUUCUCGUACCAGAUCUCGACAUGGGUUUUUGCCCCGAUCAGAACUUGGAGAGCCUUGGUAUUAAGAUUUUCAGUUCUUCAAUGGAGGAAGAGUUCACUAAUAACUGGACGGAUAAUGAUGUUUUUUAGACAACAGAAACUUUGGAUCUCAUAGCUAUUGCAUCCCGUUUAAAUUUAGAAAAUGGAUGGACUGAUUAAAUCACAAAUAUAAAAUAAAAUAAAAUAAAAAGCUCUGAGUUUCAUCCCAGUUUGUGAUUUAAGUAGCAAGACAAAUAAGUAGUAUGUUUUCUU
Messenger RNA from Rubroshorea leprosula, 978 nucleotides. The record is from the annotation of a GenBank genome assembly. Lineage: Eukaryota; Viridiplantae; Streptophyta; Magnoliopsida; Malvales; Dipterocarpaceae.